CUGCAUUUUAUUUAAUAUUUUUCAUCUGUGUAUUCUUGUGUUGUGUUCAAGUAUUGAAGUGAGAUGUGUUUGUGUUCUUUGGGACUUGAAAUAAGUCAAACAUGUUUAAUUUGUGAUAAUAAACCGGACCUUUUUUUACUAUAAAUACAAUAAAAUCAUUAUGUCUAAACGAAAGGCAGGAGUUAAUGAUAUUAUUUAUGAAUUAGAUGACGAUAUUGAAAUAAGUAGUGACGAGGAAGUAGUAGAACCUAAAAUUUCUCGUAUAGAUAAGAAAAACGGUGAAAAUAUUAAUACAAUUUCAUUAUUGAGUGAUCAAAGUAUCACGGAUGUUAUUAACAUUGACUGUUCGAGUGAUGGUAAUGACAACAACAUACUAACCCAAAAACCACAGAAUGGAGGGAAAAGUUCUCCCAUCAUAAUACUUGAGGAGAAAAACGGUGAGCUCAGCCCCCGGAACAUAGACAAUGAAACAGAUAGUAAAAAGUUGACUGGUGAUGGUUCUAAAACUACAAUAUUUAAUGAGGAUAUAGUAAUAGAUUCACCUGCUUCAAACAGUGAUUUAGGGGUAGUAGGGUGCGAAAACAGGACACCUUUAGUCACAAUAAGAUUUAGAGAUAGUAAAAUGGCAAGGAAUUACAAGAAACAGUUAAAAACAUUCAUGCUGAAUUUGAUAAAAUUGCAUGAUGAAGAGAACUUUGCAGGUUCCGACACAGAGACUGACUUAGAGUUAGAUAUCUGGCCGGAAGACCUGGUCGAUGAAGACUUUGAUGAGAGAAAGGAGCCAGAAGAUAAUCUGUUUUUUAUAGAUACUGCCCCUUGUGAGGACAUGCCUUCUGAAGUACCAAAGUAUAGACAGGUAUCAUCAUUAAUUUCAAAUGUGCCUGUUCGAGAACCAUCACCUCCACCUCAACGUCGGGGUCCAAUUUGCUUCAAUUGUGAUGGUGAUCAUCCAUUACGGGAUUGUCCAGCUCCCAAGAACAAAUUUAGAAUUGCAGAAAAUAGAAAAUACAUGGCGUCUACUAGAGUUGGACGCUAUCAUGUAGAGGAUGAGCAGAAGUAUGGUCACCUUAUUGCUGGUCGUAUAUCAGGCCAGCUGCGCCAUGCUUUAGGACUGAAGAGGCAUGAGCUCCCGCUGCACAUCUAUAAGAUGCGGGUGUUAGGGUACCCGCCGGGUUGGCUUGAGGAAGCCAGGAUAUCACAUUCUGGCAUCACCAUGUUUGAUUCAACGGGCACUGCAAUCAUGGACCCUGAAGAAGAGGAAGGUGAAGUCUCUGAGCCUGGUUCCAAAGACAAAUUUGACAUUAAAAAGAUACUAGACUUCCCAGGAUUUAAUGUGCCAGCCACUUCUCGUUACAAGGAGGAGGCCUAUUUAUAUGCCUUACCCGAGAUGUCUGAGCAAGAUAGCAAAUUGGCAAUGCUACAAACAUUGGCCCCGAAUGCAAUGAAGGCCUACAAACGCAAGAAAUUAACGUUCUUCCCCUCUGCAUCCUUGAAUAACUCCACACAAGACGCCCAAGUAGAGAUGGAUUUAGAUAGCGGAGAUGAGACUGCAGAUUUCCCAUGGGUGCCGCCAUUGCCGGAUGAAGCUCCGCCAGCAGUACCUUUGCCACCGCCGUCACCCCCUUCAUUACCACCCCCUCCACCACCACCACCACCACCGCCACCUGACGACUCUACUGAAAACGAAGUUGACAAUGAAGAACAAAAGACUGAUGCCACUACCCGUGAUUCAGCUGAAACUAUAGAGAUAAAUGACGAUGGUGAUGCAAAUGACAUACUAAUGCGUCAAUGUGACAAUCCACCAAAAGAAAGUACAGAAAUAUUGUCACUCCCACAAUCACCUGAAGGUAUUAUCACUAUUGAUUUAGAUGGAGAAGUUGAAAGCCAAACUAGUUCCACAAAAGACAUAAAUAUGGAUGAAGAAACAAUACAUAAAGUUGAAACUACAGAAAUAGAAGUUCCAGAAACGGAUUCCGUUGUGAUUGUUGAAGAUGAAAAGCAGAGUAGCGGCCAACUUAGUCCUAGUAUAGACGAUCUUGAAAAGAAAAAACUAUUGUUAUUACGAGCCCUGGAAGGGUCACAAGAAUCAGAAUCCCAAGAAAUCAAAGCACAUGAAAUUACCUUAACUGAUACAACAAUUGAAGAUGAAAAUGUAGAUAAUAAUAAAACGUCUGAAGACAAUGCUAUUAAUACUUUGACUGAUAUUGAAGACAAAGCUGACAAUAGCUGUUCACAGAAACCAGUUAUAAAUUCUCCAACUAGAAUAGAAUGUAGUAAAGAUUCUAGCUUGGCUGACAGUGAUUCUGAUGUUUCCAAAACACCAGAUUCACGAGCAGGACACAUUAAAGCAACCUCUUAUGGCACACCAGUUGUAAAUAUUGCCUCGCCAUACGACAAAUUGCCUACUGAUGACAAAUUCGCUAAAGAUAUAUGUGACGUUAUCAAUUUCGAGAACCUUCCAAAUUCCACAGGCAAGUAUAAAAAAAUUCAUAACUUGUUGAAAAAAGUGAAAAGUGAAGUUGACAGAAUUCAGGAACUAUGAUCCAUGUCACCUACUUCUAUGAAUGGAGGUGGCACUGUCAAGGACUGUAGUUAGAUGUGAAGUUUUUGUACAAUUAGUAUAUAUAAAAGUAAAAUUGUCAAGUCAUAAGUAUUUUUGUACUGAUUAUGAUGUUAAUAUUUACUGUAUUUGUUAUUAAUUAUUAUUACACUUUGUAACAAAUUAUCCAAAUUCAAUAAUUGUCGUAAACAUGGCGCCUGACUCUUACAUACGAGUGAGACAGUCGAUUGAUAUGUGGCAUGUAUAUUAUGCUCUUGGUGAGUUAUGACGUAAUGGCGAGUGGGCAUGCUCAGACUUCCAUUUGCUUUUCUAUCCGGCAAUUAAAUUCUAUAUAUUGCGUAAUACCAUAUCCUUAAAAAUGCUCUGUCUCACCUUAUCACCAAAAAGCUGCUUAGGUAGUUCCUAUUUGAUGUAACAGUGAAAUUACAAGGUAUGGCGGCUUCUUUCUCAGGAAUGGCAAGGACAUAAAGAGCACCAUAGACGACAGUUCAUUUUGUAAUGUUCAAGGUGCCUCUCACAUAUAUAAAUGUUACAGUCGGAUAAAAAAAUAUGCACCGAGACUUAUACUUCCGUUUCCGCAAAUCGUAAGGCUAAUGUAGACUUAUGCCUAAAGAUUGUUCUCUCAUUUUUAUUCAUGUGAAUGUGUGUCAAUGUACUUGUAUGUGCAUCGUCAUCAACAUCAGCCCACUGCUGAACAUUUAUCAGAAUAUUGAAAAUAUAAUUUCGUCUCCUUUAGUGUUCCUACAUAUAUCCUAUGUCGCACUUCUAAAGACUAUAGGCAAAGUGUAUGGGAUGUUGGCAAUGAAUGGAUUCAUUAUCAUAUCGUUGUAAUGAAAUUGUUUUAUAAUUAUG
Messenger RNA from Achroia grisella, 3412 nucleotides. Its product is annotated as zinc finger CCHC domain-containing protein 8 homolog. The coding region runs from base 161 to 2542 and encodes 793 amino acids. Gene Ontology annotation, cellular component: catalytic step 2 spliceosome. Gene Ontology annotation, molecular function: RNA binding. The record is from RefSeq and is a predicted model, not a curated record. The transcript is spliced from 7 exons. Lineage: Eukaryota; Metazoa; Arthropoda; Insecta; Lepidoptera; Pyralidae.